This is a messenger RNA of Peromyscus californicus insignis, 996 nucleotides long. It is a transcript of the gene Tas2r38, whose product is annotated as taste 2 receptor member 38. The record is from RefSeq and is a predicted model, not a curated record. Gene Ontology annotation, molecular function: bitter taste receptor activity; G protein-coupled receptor activity. NCBI's taxonomy places the organism in Eukaryota, Metazoa, Chordata, Mammalia, Rodentia, Cricetidae. The coding region runs from base 1 to 996 and encodes 331 amino acids. The transcript has a single exon. Gene Ontology annotation, biological process: sensory perception of taste; detection of chemical stimulus involved in sensory perception of bitter taste; G protein-coupled receptor signaling pathway. Gene Ontology annotation, cellular component: membrane.
AUGUUGACUCUGGCUCCCGUCUUAACUGUGUCCUAUGAAGCCAAGAUUUCAUUUCUGCUCAUUUCCGUCCUGGAGUUUGCAGUGGGGAUCCUGGUCAAUGCGUUCAUUGCCUUGGUGAACUUCUGGGACAUGGUGAAGGGGCGGCCGUUGAACAACUGUGACAUUGUGCUGCUGUGCCUCAGCAUCACGCGGCUCUUCCUGCAGGGGUUGCUGCUUCUGGAUGCCAUUCAGCUCACCUGCUUCCAGCAGAUGAAAGACCCACUGAGCCACAACUACCAAGCCAUCCUCACUCUCUGGAUGAUCGCAAACCAAGUGAGCCUGUGGUUUGCCGCCUGCCUCAGUCUCCUCUACUGCUCCAGGAUCGUCCGUUUCUCCCACACCUCCCUGCUCCACUUAGCAAGCUGGGUCUCCAGGAGAUUUUGCCAGGUGCUUCUAGGUGCUCUUCUUUUCUCCUGCAUCUGCACCGUCCUCUGUUUGUGGGACUUUUUCAGCAGAUCCCACUUCAUGGGCACAUCUGUGUUACCUGUGAAUAACACAGAAUUCAGUUCCCAAAUGGCAAAACUCAAUUUCUUUUAUUCAUUUAUCUUCUGCAAUGUGGGGUCUAUCCCCCCUUCUCUAGCUUUCCUGGCUUCCUCCGGAGUGCUGUUUAUCUCCCUGGGCAGUCACAUGAGGGCCAUGAAGUCCCGAAUCAGAGACUCUCGUGACCCCAGCCUUGAGGCCCACAUCAGAGCCAUCAUAUUUCUGGUUUCUUUUCUUUGUUUCUAUGUGCUGUCAUUCUUUGCCGCCUUGGUCUCAAUGCCUUUACUAGUGCUGUGGCACAAUAAGGGAGGAGUGAUGGUUUGUAUAGGGAUGAUGGCGGCUUGCCCUUCUGGACACGCAGCUAUCCUCAUAGCAGGCAAUGCCAAGCUGAGGAGGGCCAUAGAGACCAUGCUAUUCUGGUUUCAAAGCAGCCAGAAGGUGAGAAAAGACCAAAAGAUGCUUCCCGGGACACUCUGA